This is a messenger RNA of Ceutorhynchus assimilis (cabbage seed weevil), 4248 nucleotides long. Lineage: Eukaryota; Metazoa; Arthropoda; Insecta; Coleoptera; Curculionidae. The record is from the annotation of a GenBank genome assembly.
CCUUUUCUCUGAUAUCAUCAUCUGUCAAAAGUCAUAACAUAAACAACAAAAGGAUUACAGGAAAGGAUUGAUUUUUUUUGUGAUUUUCCCAAUAAAAGGGGGGAAAAUCCCAACAUAAGUGUUAAAUAAUUAAAAUAGUUAUCGUUAUAAGUGAAAAGAAUUGGACAAAACAACUACCGCGAAAGAACUGAUAAAAUUAAAGUGAUCAAAAAUGAAUGGUAUGAUGAGAAUAUUUUCAAACUUCAAAGACUUCUACAACGAUAUUAAUGGUGCCACAUUGACCGGUGCCAUAGAUGUGGUUGUUGUCGAACAACCUGAUGGUACAUACAAUUGUUCACCGUUCCAUGUCAGGUUUGGCAAAUUGGGAGUUUUGAGGAGUAGGGAAAAAGUGGUUGAUAUAGAAAUAAAUGGACAACCGUUAGAUAUACACAUGAAACUAGGUGAAAGUGGGGAGGCUUUUUUCGUAGAAGAAAUCGAAGACGAUGAAGAAAAUGACAUUCCAGAACAUUUGGCCACAUCACCGAUCCCGGUCUCCGAAAUUGAGGAUAUAUUUAAAAAUCAGGGCCGCAGAAGGAGCUUUCAUUUAGACGAUAUAGAUGGGCUCCAAGCUAAUGAGACAAAUAAUUACGAAAAGAGACGUCAUACAGCUGAUAGUCAAAUGUCGAAAAAUAGAGCCCACUUAGAGAGGGAUUUUUUGGAAAGACAAAUUGGUUUAGGUAAUAUUGAAGGGGCCUCAGCAGAAGACGUUACUUAUUCACUCACAACAAUGUCAAGGCGUACUGAUGAGGACGACCCCAGUCGUAGUCAAAAUGACGUAUCAGAAACCAUAUUCAAAAUGGACAGUCUUGACGAACCACCAAAUAAACCAGAGAAAGUUUCUGAACCAAAGACUCCAAUUAAGCCCAUAGAAGAAUCUCAGGGUGAGAGCAAAAGUAGUAAGAAAAAAAAGAAGAAAAUGCGCAAAAAGAACGCACCUAGAAAAUCUGCUAGCAACCAUGGCAUUGAAGUAUUAGAAAGAACUGAUUCCACUACUGACAGAAGCUCGCUAGGUAGUAACAGUUCCGAAGCCGAGCUCAAAGAAUUACAGUUAACUAAUGACAAGUCGGACAAAGACACAAUCGAAACCAAAAAAGUCGCAGACUCAUCAAACAUCAAGAGAGUAGAUGCGGAUUUUCACUUUUUCAGCGACACAGAAGUGAAUACAGGUAACGCAGACUCUCGUUCCAUUACUCCUGGCAUUGUGGAACUUGUCCAAUCAGAUUCGGAAUUUGAAAUGAACAGACCAAAAGGAGAUCCCAAUGAACUAUCAAACAGUUGGGAAUGGGGCGGUUUUCCUAGUGUCUCACAAACAACUUCACCGACAAGCGAGGAUCCAAGAAAGGAAGAAGCAAAAUCGAUGCUGAGCAGUAUGUUUUCGUUUAUGAAAUCCAAACACAGCGCCCAAUCUCGUUACGCUGAAGGCGGCAUUUAUUUAUCCGAAAUUACAGCUGGCGUUGUCGAUCAGGAGGUUGUGGAUAUAUAUUUCAGUCAGAGGAAGAAAGAAGCUGGAGACAUCGACCACGAUUGUGAAUCAGGAAACGGUCCUUCGUUGGCGCAAAGCCCCAACAGCCCUGAAGGCUCCAAAAGUAUCGAUUCAGACUUCGAAGAACACUCAAAACUCGUUCAAACUUACUCUCAAGACAUAAUCCUAUCGCUCUGCGGUUGGGAACCGGACCUAUCUCCCGAACAAUUCGACGAGCACAUUGUUUCCUUUAGCGAUUUUUCCAAUGACCCAUCAAUUUUGGAAAAUCCAAAACUCGUUGCCAAAGUGAACGACAAAUAUUACAGUUUCAAAGUAGCAGUGCCCAUGCUGAUCAGUGUGAUGUGUUUCGGCAGACCUAUGAUGCAAUCGUCUUUGGAUCAGUUGUGCAGCACUCACAUGUCAGCCGUCCAGGAAGUGAAAAGUAAGUCAGCUACGGUUCAACCGUCUAAUAAAUCGUCUUGGUGGCACUGGAGAGGCAGAUUGUCACGCGAAACUACUCCUGCCAAGGAAAAUGUUGCCACUACUGAGGCUAAAGCGUAUGCUUCUGAUUUGUUAGAGGAAGAAGAAGCGUUAAACGAAAUCCAUGUAGAAACUGGUGUCGAGUCCCUUAAGGAAAUCAAGGAAAAGGACGAUGACAUGCACGAUGAAGUUGCUUUGCCAGAAUCUCCAAAAGGGUCCGAUAAAUAUAGGAAGACUUUGAGAUUGAGCUCCAAGCAAAUUGCAUUAUUGAAUCUAAGGGAUGGCAUGAACGAAGUUAAAUUCAGUGUUACUACGGCUUAUCAAGGUACUACAAGGUGCCAGUGUCAUUUGUACAAAUGGAAAUGGGACGAUAAAAUUGUAAUUUCUGAUAUUGAUGGAACAAUUACAAAAUCUGACGUAUUAGGUCACAUCCUGCCCAUAGUGGGUAAAGAUUGGGCUCAGUCCGGAGUGGCGCAGCUCUUCAACAAAAUCAAAGACAACGGCUACAAACUUCUGUAUUUGAGUGCGCGUGCCAUCGGCCAGGCUAGAACCACCCGGGAAUAUUUGAAAUCCAUCCGACAAGGAGACAUGAGUAUGCCUGACGGGCCUAUUUUGCUCAACCCCACUUCCCUGAUUACCGCUUUUCAUAGGGAGGUUAUCGAAAAGAAACCCGAAGCAUUUAAAAUUUCCUGCAUGAGCGACAUUAAAGCUUUGUUCCCCGCCGACUUGGAACCGUUCUAUGCUGGUUAUGGAAAUAGGAUUAAUGACGUAUGGGCUUAUAGAGCAGUUGGAAUACCAAUUCAUCGUAUCUUCACUAUAAACUCUAAAGGCGAAUUGAAACACGAAUUGACUCAAACUUUUCAAUCUAGUUAUACGGGCCAAUCACUUGUGGUCAAUGAAGUAUUUCCGCCUAUCUUACAUAAAGUCGAUCAGAACGAUUCAGUUUUUGAAUCAGAUUAUGAAAGCGAUUCGGAUUGAAUUAAUUUUAAUAAUUAGAAAAUUACCUGAGAAAGUACAAAGCAAAAUAUGUGCGUUUUACUUUAAAGAGUCACGCUUUUGGAAUUCAUCUUAACAUCUCAUAAUUAUUUCAUCAGACUAAUAUGUUGUCAAAAAAGUCAAGACGCACAUGUUUUAGUAGAUUUUUUUUUUUUGAUAAAUUAUUGACCACAAACUCAACGUGCCAGCAUCGCAGUACAAGCUUGGCUGUAUAAACAAAUAAGGUUACGUCAAUAUGACUGUCAUAGUAGACCAGUUGUACCCGUCUCGUUUGGAACAAGCCAACGAUUAUUCGCAGUUCAGCUACUGGAGGGAACCGGUCUCCGAGGUCGACAUAAAACCUUUACUCUAAAUUAUAUAAAGAGCUUUUUGGAAAAAUUGCUUGUGUUUUGAUGUAAUUACGCAUUUACUAUUUUAUUUUAUGAAAAACCAGUAUUUAUUCCAUAAUGCUUAAAUUUUGAAUGUUGUACUAUAGAUUAAGUAAAUAGCAAUAUUAUUAUUUUUUUACACUUUUUUGAGACUUAAAAAAUUAAAGUCACUGUAUGAAAUAUAGAAGGUGCGUCUGUACUAAAUUAAAUUAAAAAGUAAUAGUAAACAGUCUAGACAGUUUAUGGAAAGAAAUUCAUGUCCGGAAAUACUAAUUCCAGAAAUAAUUCUGACAAUUAGCUGAAUAAUGAGUUAUUAGCUCUAAAAGGAAAGGAGUAAAUCUGACAGCAUCUGGAGAUCGAACAAACUCAUCUAAGCACACCUUCAAUACGUAUAUUAAAAUUUUAGAGUAAUGCUCUCUUUAGUUGGAAUGUGAUUUGAUGACUCCAUACAGAUAUAUUUGUCUCAAAAAAGUUUGCCCCAUUAUUAAGGCGGGUUAUUAGCUAAAAGCUUUUCACAUCUUUGAAUUUAUUGUUUUUAGUUUUUUUUUUAGCUGUUGGUAUUGUGAUAUUUAUUUAUUUUAGAGCUACCAACGGUAAAUGCAAAAAAUUUAGUUCUACAAUUAUUAAAUGUGUAUUGUUCCUAAUAAAAAUUACAAAUGAUACGCCAAGUGAUUAAUUUGUUAUUGUUAAUGUGGGAACAAUUAUUUAUUGAGCUUAAUUUUUUUUUGUAUUAGUUAGACUUGGGUAUGUUGAAAGAAUUGUCAAGGAAUGUUUAAACCUCAAUUUAUUUAAAAACUUUUUGUGAUAUAAUUUUGGUGAUUUUUAAUUUUUAGGACACUUAUUAUUUUUGUUACCAGCUCAAAAUUAUUAGUUAGUUAACCAUAAAGGCAUAUUUCAUUAGAU